Messenger RNA from Carassius gibelio (silver crucian carp), 716 nucleotides. Its product is annotated as E3 ubiquitin-protein ligase RNF170-like. Gene Ontology annotation, molecular function: ubiquitin protein ligase activity. NCBI's taxonomy places the organism in Eukaryota, Metazoa, Chordata, Actinopteri, Cypriniformes, Cyprinidae. The transcript has 2 exons. The record is from RefSeq and is a predicted model, not a curated record. Bases 1 to 516 code for a protein of 171 amino acids.
AUGGCCACUAACAAAUCUUUCUCCUACACUAAGGAUGAGGGCAAAGCUAUCAUUGUAGAAGACACUCUUCUGGAACUGGACUUUGACCAGGAACAUGCACAGAGGACAGAUACACGUAAACUGCACAUUGAUCUUCAAAAACUUUCUGAAAAAGAGGUGAAGCUGAAUCUUCAUAUCAUUACCCUAUCUGACUACUGGAGGCAGGACAUGAUCCCAAGAGCUCUGUGUGUGUGUGUGUGUGUGCAGCUGCUGGACCGUCUGCUGGACGUCCCCACGCUGCUGCGGCACGCCUUCAGAGAGAUGUUCUCCGUCGGGGGUCUGUUCUGGAUGUUCCGGAUCCGGAUCCUGCUGUGUGUGCUGGGAGCGCUGACGUACCUGGCGUCGCCGCUGGACUUCAUCCCCGAGGGAGUGGUGGGGCUGCUGGGCUUCAUGGACGACUUCUUCGUCAUCCUGCUGCUCUUCAUCUACAUCUCCAUCAUGUACCGCGAGGUGGUGACGCAGCGGCUGGCCACAUGAGCGUCUGAUCUGUGCUGAAGACUCAGACCUGUCCUGUUCUGAGCUCCGCGCAGGGUGAAGAGCAACACACACACACACACACACACUAUUACAGACGUGUUUAAUAUGACACAACUGAAACAUGAUAAACGCUUGUCGUCUCACACGUUUUCUCUUCAGAUGGUGUCAUUCAAACAUUAAAGAAAGAUUCUAUGAGUUCA